GGAGAAGAAGACAACACCAAAGCUUCUUGUCUGAAACGAACCAGCCAUUCUCAAGAUUUUCUCAACAACUUUUUUCCCGAGAAACUCUGGACGUUGAGGAAGCGAAAAAGAGCAACAUGGAAGAACAAGAAGAAGCAGGAGUGAUGGAUGAGAGAAUCUACGUUGCACUAGGGAGAGAAACAACCAAGAACAAGUCAAAUCUGGCAUGGGCAUUAGAUAACUGUGAAGGGAACAAGAUCUGUAUUGUUCUUGUUCACCGACCUGCUCAAAUGAUUCCUGUUUUGGGUACCAAAUUUGAUGCUGCAACGGUAGAUGAAGAAUUAGUGAGAGCAUACAGAGAAAAACAAAAGGCGAAAACAGACAAGAUUCUUGAUGAGUACCUCAGAAUUUGCCUGCGGAAAGGGGUCCAAGCGGAGAAGCUGUGCGUUGAGAUGAACUCGAUCGAGAAGGGAAUUGUGCAGAUGAUUUCUGAGAACAAAGUGAGGAAAUUCAUCAUGGGAGCAGCUUCAGACAAACAUUAUUCAACGAAAAUGGAGGAAUUGAGAUCAAAGAAAGCCAUCUUCGUCUGCCAACAUGCGUCUGCGACUUGUCAUAUACGGUUUAUCUGCAAAGGAUAUCUCAUCCAUACAAGGGAAGCUAGAAUGGAUGAAGUCCGAGCUCUCUCAGCUCUACUAUCUGACUUUCAGCGGCUUGUCUCCUCACAAAGUAGCACCAUUUCAGAUCAAGACAGUAGAGGUUCAAAGAGGAAAAGCGAGGAGGAAGAGGAGGGGGAGGAGGAGGAGAGAACAUCACGAACCAGCUCUUCUCGGUCUGCUAGUACACUGUCAUACUUUGGAGGAUCUGAGGCUUCGUCAAGUGUUAGUGUAAUGGAAGAGAAAUCAAACCGUUCAUCUCCACCAUCUUUACCGUGCAGCGGAAUGGGGCUGGGCAUGAUAACCUUCCUGAUUAACUCCACCAAACUCUGGCAAAGGCUUGCCAUCCAAAACCAUAAGCAUUGUGAAUGACUCCACCAUUACCUGAAAAGCUACAUAAAGAAGAAGAGGACAAGAACAUAAAGCUACAAAGAUCUUGAUCACAUCUGUAUAUACAAUGUAUCUCAUAUUUGUAAAACCCAAUUGUAUGAGAAGCUGCUUUGAGAAGACCUCUCUCCUUCUCAUCUUGUGAGGCUUGUAUUGCUAAAGAAAAUCUAAUGAGGCUU
Molecule: messenger RNA, 1198 nt
Organism: Arabidopsis arenosa
Lineage: Eukaryota; Viridiplantae; Streptophyta; Magnoliopsida; Brassicales; Brassicaceae
Source: the annotation of a GenBank genome assembly